Anastrepha obliqua is the source of this 713-nucleotide messenger RNA. RefSeq lists its product as uncharacterized. The record is from RefSeq and is a predicted model, not a curated record. Lineage: Eukaryota; Metazoa; Arthropoda; Insecta; Diptera; Tephritidae. Gene Ontology annotation, molecular function: N-acetylglucosamine 6-O-sulfotransferase activity. The transcript has a single exon. The coding region runs from base 132 to 713 and encodes 193 amino acids. Gene Ontology annotation, biological process: sulfur compound metabolic process; N-acetylglucosamine metabolic process.
CAGCCGUAGAAAUAUUUGACAAUUUUUAUUCAGUGAAUGAAAAUUUCGAGCAAUAGUUGAAGAGUAGUUGCAACAAAUCAUUAAGACAAUUAGCAAUUCAAUUAAUAUAUUCAAAACAGUAAACUUUAAUCAUGUGGAAAUUGCAAUUGAUUUUAAGUGGUGGCCUUUGUGUUUGGUUCUUGGCGCUAUUCGCUAUUUUUCCAAAACAAUCUACUAUGGAGAAGGCAUUGUCAGAUCAACGAAAAGCUGUGGCUAAUGAGAUCGCUUCGUUGAAACUAUUGAAUCAAUCAAUUACAACCGCCAAUUCAAAACCGGUACGUAGUGUACUUGUCACAAGCUGGUUGUCAGGCUCUGACCAUUUUGUGAAAUAUUUCCAUCGUGCUCGUGGUUACUAUCAGCAUUUUGCCCCCUUGUUUGAUUCAAGUUACCAAAUUAUACGCGAACCAUCAAAAAUUGAGAGCUCAGUGAAAUAUUUAAAGCGGUUACUUUAUUGUGACUACAACGCCACUGACAUGUUAUUUAAGGUUGCUAAAAAACAUUUUACAUUUUAUUCGUUUUACGGUCAUCAACGAAAACUUUGUCGGAAAUAUCGGUUACAUUGUUGGAAUAGACAUUUUCUAUCAGAAGUUUGCAAAAUGUAUCCGUUUCAAAUGAUGCCUAUUUAUAGGAUGCGCUUAAAAGAUGUUGGUGAAAUGUUAAAUGAUACGAGGUAA